AGUCUUUAAAACAUUUUGCUACUGAAUUUGCAACAAUAGUGUAUGAUCUGCGAUGGUGUCACAAGUGCUUUCUUGAGGCUAGUUUAAUAAUUGACUGAAAAAUUGGCCCGAUUGUAACUUAAAUAUUGUAAUAUUGUGGAAGUCAAGCUCUGGAAUUGUCUACUGUAUGGAUACAAGAUAAAAAGAAUGCAAUUGUGUAUUCUGAUACUCUUGCAGAUCAACAAAUACUCUACAAUUGUCAUCCACAUUAGAUGAGCACUUUAUGAACACUUUGAGACAGUCUGCAGUACUUUUGCUCUUUAUAAAACCAAAAAGGUUAUUGGACAUAUCUCCUACAAGGUAAUGAAGGCCUAUUUUCUGGCAACUGGGGAAGACGCCCUCUGAGUUACAAGGAGUCACAAUGGGCAUAAGCCGCAGCUUCAUUCUAACCUUAGGAACGGGAAUGUUCUGCGGUUUCUUCUCCUUCUAUCUCUUAAAUAGCACUGUAACUGUGCACCCUCGCUACAUAGAGGGCAUUAGUCCCCCUCAGAGCAUAGAAAACCAUGCACAUAGCCAUGAUGAUCUGGAGAAUAUUGCUGGACCAUUGGGUGAUGUGGCAAUGCAUUCCAGCCAUGAACUUCACCAUGCAGGUGAGGCUGUGGAAGCAGAACAUCUCAAAACUAAAGUUCGUGUUCUCUGUUGGGUGAUGACAAACCCAAGCAACCAUGAGAAGAAAGCACGUCACAUUAAAGCCACAUGGGCACGGCGGUGCAACAAGCUGGUCUUCAUAAGUAGUGAAGAAGACAAGGAGCUUGGAGCUGUGGCAUUGAAAGUUGGUGAAGGACGUGAUCACUUGUGGGAAAAGACCAAGGCAGCCUUCAUCUAUGUGUAUAAUAACCAUUAUAAUGAUGCAGACUGGUUCUUGAAGGCUGAUGAUGACACGUAUGUUAUCGUUGAAAACCUUCGGUAUAUGCUGAGCCCUUACAAUGCAGAUGAUCCUAUAUGGUUUGGAUGCCGUUUCAAAAAAUACGUCAAACAAGGAUAUAUGAGUGGAGCAUUCCUAAAUCAAAUGGCACCGAUUACUAGGUUCAUCGAUAAAUUUGUGCCAAUACUCCAUGCCCAACAGGAAUACAUGAGCGGAGGUGCAGGAUAUGUGUUAAGUCGGGAAGCUCUGAGAAAAUUUGUCGAGGAAGCGAUACCUAACCCGAAGAAGUGUCGACAAGACCAUGCUGGGGCAGAAGAUGUUGAAAUAGGUAAAUGUAUGCAGAAUAUUGGUGUGCAAGCUGGGGACUCUAGAGAUAACAUGGGACGUGGUCGUUUCUUCCCUUUUGUUCCUGAGCACCAUUUGGUUCCUGGUCAUAUUGGCCCUAAAAACUGGUACUGGGAUUGGAUAUAUUAUCCAUCCAAAGUUGGUUUAGACUGCUGCUCCGACACAGCAGUUUCCUUUCAUUACGUACCACCUAACAAAAUGUAUGAACUGGAAUACUUUCUCUACCAUCUUCGACCAUAUGGGAUCAAUCACUUGGAUCCUUUUCCACCCCCACUGCCACCUGAUACCAAGAGUAUCCCUGAUGGGGUAAUUGCAAAGUACCAGAAGGCCACUGCUAGUCCUAAUCAACUUACAACAAGCUCAAUUGUAAACACUCAGCAUCUUACAGAAGAAAAAUCAGGAAAUGGUGAAGAGCAGCAGCAAACUAAGAAAGUAGAUGCUUCUUUACAGAAUGAUGUGAAAUCAAAACUUGUGUGAUGUUAUAGACCAUUUUUAUAUAUUACUCAUUCCAUAGUUUUUUUUGACAUGUUAGAGUCCUACACUUUCAUAAGCAGAAUCUGCUCAUGAGGUCUGUAGCAACUAAUACUACAGUCAACCAGAUACACACCUCUGAGGUCUGUGUCAGCUAGUACUGCUGUCAACCAAACACACCACUCUGAGGUCUGUGUCAGCUAGUACUACUGUCAACCAAACACACCACUUUGAGGUCUGCAGCAGCUAGUACUACUGUCAACCAAACACACCACUCUGAGGUCUGUAUCAGCUAGUACUACUGUCAACCAAACACACCACUCUGAGGUCUGUGUCAGCUAGUACUACUGUCAACCAAACACACCACUCUGAGGUCUGUGUCAGCUAGUACUACUGUCAACCAAACACACCACUCUGAGGUCUGUGUCAGCUAGUACUGCUGUCAACCAAACACACCACUCUGAGGUCUGUGUCAGCUAGUACUGCUGUCAACCAAACACACCACUCUGAGGUCUGCAGCAGCUAGUACUACUGUCAACCAAACACACCACUUUGAGGUCUGCAGCAGCUAGUACUACUGUCAACCAAACACACCACUUUGAGGUCUGUGUCAGCUAGUACUACUGUCAACCAAACACACCACUUUGAGGUCUGCAGCAGCUAGUACUACUGUCAACCAAACACACCACUUUGAGGUCUGCAGCAGCUAGUACUGCUGUCAACCAAACACACCACUCUGAGGUCUGUGUCAGCUAGUACUACUGUCAACCAAACACACCACUUUGAGGUCUGCAGCAGCUAGUACUACUGUCAACCAAACACACCACUUUGAGGUCUGCAGCAGCUAGUACUACUGUCAACCAAACACACCAUAAACACUCCUGGAGUUUGCAUUUUAAAUACAAAAUUACCGUUGAUUAUUUGUGAUUAGGCUUUGGAAAGACAAUUUCUAUGUUUUAGUAUUAUUAUUCAAAGAAACAAGCUAUUAUAUUUUUCCUUAUAUAUAAAGACAUUAAAAAUAUUUUAUAUAAGAUUAUUUUUUAUUAUUUAUAUCUUUGGUUAACAACAACAUACACUGAUAAUUGAAUUUUUUUCUGAGGGAUUCCCUUGUGAUUCCCUGAAUUUUUCACAUGGAGAUGGCUUCCAACUCCUGGGUCACAUCAGCUGUGAAGUUCUGUUUAGCCUGUUGUGAACUUGAGCCAGAACCUGACCUGACACCCUCCAGCCCCCCCUCACAAAGGUGUAGAGAGCAUGCGAUGCUCUAUCACCCCCAUCAUGAAUUCAUCCAGAAAAUUGGCAAACCAAUGCUGGGUUCAAAGCCUUUAAAUUGCCAAACCCCCAAACAAUGUAAACAAAUGAUCGAAUCUCAUGAAAGUAGGACGAACUCCUCUGCACUGUACCCCUGCCAGUUGAAGGAUGUGUGUGUGGGGUGGGGGGGGGUGACUGGCACAUCUUGUCUUCUCCAGUUCUCCAAGCCAGUUUUGGCACUGAUGCAGACAUGAUUAGUUGUAAGUUGUCCUCUCUAGGGUUCAAGAUCAUUAACAAGCCAUGUGGGGUUCCUCUGCUUCUAAUCAAGUGCUGGCCGUCCUUGGACUUUGUCCUGCCGGGGCAAUUUACUUGGUGCUGUUUACACAUUUAAGUUAGUUUCACGGGCAUGUUUUCUGUCCAGUUUGUGUUGUACUGUGUGCACCUGGGUCAUAGAGUGCAUGUGCUCAGGGCUUCCUUUCCUGUGUGUUCCCUAGCACGGUCAGAGGUUUCUUCUUUGGUGUGUUUGUGCAUUUGCUCUUUAGAUGCCUGACCUUGGAUGUGUCAGGAAUCUUUUAUCCCUCUGUCUAGACCCUUUGUUGUGAUGAAUAUUUUGGCUGAUUGAGGCAUUACAGGAGGUUCACACACUUGUUUUACUCUGCACGCUGCGGUUAGCCUUCACAGGGACAUUACCUGGACUGUGUUGGUCUACUUGCAUAAUUCCCAGAAAGCAUCCCCAGAGCCUGGGUGUCCUGUUUUGUCAGUGCUUUGGUCCCCUAGUAAUUUCCUGCAGGUGUUGGUGAGGCCUAAGGAUAUCCCCUCCAGACAUGCUCCUGCCUUGUGCGAGUUUGAAGGCUGUUUGUCACCUGCGCCACAGAACAACGAUCAUUCUUUCUGCCUCCCCCAUGCUGCCUGUUGAGUCAGCGACACUGCGAGUCCUUUGGGGUUUGUUUUCCCACGUGUCUCAUCUCUUUGACCUACCUGAUAAAGUACAAGCUUAUCAGGCAGCUUCCACCUUGUGAGUUCAUUUUGCCCGCCUUGAGUGUUCAUGGUUCUGUGCUUGGUUGGAUAUUCCAGAGUUGGCUUGUCUUGUCUUUAGUGAUCAUCUCAGCCUUGAUUUCAGUUGCUACUUGCACAGUGUCCAAACCCAGGCAUUUUUUCACAACACUACCUCUUUCAGAAGAUUGGGCAAGUGACAUACCUCUCUGGUUGAAACUUCUCACCUUUUUGUGUCUAGUCAUUCAUUCACGCAUCUUUAUCACCAUCUAUAUGACAAAUGGGUGGCUGUUUUGAUGGUGUCUUACCUAUGUUCAUCUUCCCAGUGGCAGUAUGA
Molecule: messenger RNA, 4298 nt
Organism: Procambarus clarkii (red swamp crayfish)
Lineage: Eukaryota; Metazoa; Arthropoda; Malacostraca; Decapoda; Cambaridae
Source: RefSeq, a predicted model, not a curated record